This is a messenger RNA of Myzus persicae (green peach aphid), 412 nucleotides long. RefSeq lists its product as uncharacterized. NCBI's taxonomy places the organism in Eukaryota, Metazoa, Arthropoda, Insecta, Hemiptera, Aphididae. The record is from RefSeq and is a predicted model, not a curated record. Bases 63 to 245 code for a protein of 60 amino acids. The transcript is spliced from 3 exons.
CUCGACAAAUUACCACAAUCUCCCCUACCCACUACCCUUAACCGCUUCGGAUUCCUACUGACAUGUUCGCGCGAGUAUUUACCAUACCUACGCAGGUAACUGCUGCAUUUCCACUUAGAAUCACUAUUCAAGACCAGAAGUUUAAUUUGAAACAAAAUAAAAUUGAUGUCAAAAACAACACUGUCGAUGAUAUAAUACUGCCAGAUUAUGCUAAAAUGGCCCAAAUAUUCUAUUGUUCAUUGUAAUGUGAAAAAACAUCAAUAUAUUGUACGCUUGUUGCAAAAAACAUUGAAUAAAAAACUUGAUCUAAAAUGCCACCACACUGUUGAUAAUACAAACAAUCAUAUUUUAAUUGUAUCAAGUACACAUGAUUUGUCAGCUAAACACUUCUUACAUCGUCCUAGACCUUAUU